AUGAUGGAGAUUAUGAUGACAACUCCUUUCUAUCACAGUAAUGGAACCGAUCUGUCCAGCACAAAUGGUUCGUCGGAGGAAGAUGAGUAUGAUGACUACAAGGACGAGCAUGCCGAACUCAGGCAGUCUCUCAACGUCAUGUCUCUCAUCGUCUACUGUCUGGCCUUUGUACUUGGGGUUCUGGGCAAUGGAGUAGUCAUCUGGGUCACAGGCUUCAAAAUGAAGAAAACCGUCAAUACAGUUUGGUUCCUCAACCUUGCCGUGGCUGAUUUCCUCUUCACAGCUUUUCUGCCCCUGAGUGUGACAUACACUGCUAUGGACUUCCACUGGCCUUUUGGCAAAUUCAUGUGCAAACUUAACAGCACUGUAAGCUUCCUAAACAUGUUUGCCAGUGUCUACAUACUUGUGGUCAUCAGCAUUGACAGAUGUGUGUCCGUGGUACGGCCAGUCUGGGCCCAGAAUCACCGGAGUGUACGCAAGGCAUCCUGUGUGAGUCUGGGUGUUUGGACACUGGCCCUGGUUCUCAGUUCGCCUUACUUCAUCUUCAGGGACACUGGCGCAUCUUUUAACGAUGAAGACAUUAUUAACUGCUUCAACAACUUCGCAUUUUCUGAUGAUGAAACACCGUCCGUGAUUCAGCUGGGGCAUUUUCGCCACCAGGCCAUGAUCAUGACUCGCUUCCUACUAGGAUUUGUGGUCCCAUUCACUAUCAUCGUCUCCUGCUAUGCGGUCAUAAUCCACCGUCUCAGGAGGAACCGCUCUCUGGCCAGCCAUUCAGGACGUCCCUUCAAAAUCAUUGCUGCUGUUAUUACAGCUUUUUUCUUGUGCUGGGCUCCCUAUCACAUCAUGGCUCUGAUUGAGAUGAUGAAUCACAUGGCCGCUGAGUUCAGUGUUACAUUAGACCAUGUCACCACCAUUGGGGUUCCUAUCGCCACCAGCCUAGCCUAUCUUAACAGCUGCCUUAACCCCCUGCUUUAUGUGUUCAUGGGACAGGAUUUCAAGGAUAAGGUUCGCAGAUCUAUCCUAAAGGUCCUGGAGAAUGCUUUCCAGGAAGAGGCUUCUCGAUCAAACACCUACACAAACUCUGGGAUUACCAGUCGCAGCAAAGAGAAGUCCUUUUCUGAUGCUGAGGUAUAGGGGUGAAAAAACACUUGCAAAUAGCAAACAGGAAUUUCCCCUUUUCUUCAUACAAGGACCCUGUGGGCUACCUUCAUACAGUUACUGAAGCUGAGACAAUGAUUUAUAAAAUCUCACCCUUGGGUGAAGUUGCCUGUGAACCCUGAUCCCAGACCAGAUUCAUAAUUUAUACUUGACGCAUGACCCUAAUCUCAACCUAAACCUUAUCCAAGCCUCACUAGAAAACAUUGAACAAAUGUGGACCAUGUGGAAACAGUGUAGAGAACUGGUUUGGGACAAGUGUCCACACCCAGCUUCACCCCAGACUUAGAAUCUCAAUCAGCCCAAAGCUGCUAGACUUCUUAAAGCUAUAGUUUAAACAUUUUGAAGUGCAACUUAUGGUUCACAGGCUGCAUUUGUGGUUUAUGUUUUGCCACUUACAGUCGAUGAAAACCAAGCUCAGUUGUUUAGCCGAUUGAAUAAUUAUUUUUCAGUGUAUGCUGCAUCCUACAAAUUUUCUCAUCUUCUUUGCAGACAUUUAUUCAUUUUGCUCAACAAUUAACCGUGAAACAAUGGCUCAUAGUCUAUUUUUCUAACAUUUGCAUAGUUUUGAAUAUGAAUUUUCCUUUUUAAAUUGGUAACAGUUACGGAGUUUGUCUGACCAAAGGCAUGGUUACCUUGUAAUCCAUAUUCUUGGUGCCUUUUCUCUAGAAUUUAUGUUGUUUGCAAAUUUGUAACAGUGCCACAGCAAACUUUCAGAUUACUUUUGCUCUCUCGUAACCAAUUACGUUCUUAAAAUUGUAAUCAGUAAUGAAAGCUACUGGAUGACUCCAGUGAAGUCUUGUUACUUUUGACUACUUUCUUAUUACUUUGUCCCCAAAAUUCAUAAAAUGCGAAGUAAAACAAAAGUUAGAGUAAAUGACUGUAAUUUUUGAUAUAUAAAAGCAUUGUUCCAGGCUGUGCCAUAAUCUCAAUAUCUUUUUCACUCCCUGUAAUAGAUAUCAUUUUCAUAAUCGGAUUACUCAAAUCUCAUUCAUGUAUUCAAUUACCUCCAAAUCCUGACAUGACCAAACUCUGUCUGUAUGGCUUUGGUUAAGAAUGUGUGAAUAUAUCCUGUUUAUGUUAUUUCAUACAUGGCCAUUUUACACAUUAUUAUUAUUAUUAUUAUUAUUAUUAUUAUUAUUAUUAUUAUUGUUUUUAUUAUUUUAUUGUUGUUGUGGUGGUUAUGGUUGUUGUGGUUAUCAUUACUAUUAUUAAAAU
Molecule: messenger RNA, 2376 nt
Organism: Lampris incognitus (smalleye Pacific opah)
Lineage: Eukaryota; Metazoa; Chordata; Actinopteri; Lampriformes; Lampridae
Gene: fpr1
Product: formyl peptide receptor 1
Exons: 1
Coding region: 1-1137 (378 amino acids)
Biological process (GO): positive regulation of cytosolic calcium ion concentration; inflammatory response; phospholipase C-activating G protein-coupled receptor signaling pathway
Cellular component (GO): plasma membrane
Molecular function (GO): complement receptor activity; G protein-coupled receptor activity
Source: RefSeq, a predicted model, not a curated record